AUGAAUAGCGACAUGGCCUCUUCGAAAUGUAUAAUAAUCUCUACGUCAUCGGAAAAAAUGUCGGAUCCGAAAGUAAGUGGUGUCUAUCGUAUUCCACCGUAUUAUUACAUUCAUGUAUUGGAUCAAAAUACAAAUGUACCACGACUGGAAGUUGGUCCAAAAACAUUUGUUAAACAAGACCAUGAAAAAGUUCUUGUUGGUCCAGAAAAACAUAUUAUCAUACCACCACGACAUUAUUGUGUUAUUGAAAAUCCAGCAAUGAAAGAUAAAAAAGGACAAGUAAUGGUCGACACACAUGGUCAAGUUCGCUUGUUACAUUCCGAUUUAGCUAUUAAAUUUACACAAGAACCAUUUCCCUUGUAUCCUGGAGAAGUGCUGAAACAGGCUGUGACACCCUUAAAAGUGAUUGAACCAAAUUGUGCAUUACGUUUACGAGCUGUGUUAGAUUUUAUUGAUGACACUGAAAAACCAAUCAGAGCUGGUGACGAAUGGUUAUUUGAAGGACCAGGUACCUAUUACCCUCGAAAAGAAGUUGCCGUUGAAGAACAAAUAAAAGCUACGAUUUUAAAACCUACAGAAGCUGUUCGAUUACGUGCAAAAAAAGAGAUGAUUGAUCGUGAUGGUGAACCUCGUGAGACUGGAGAAGAAUGGUUAAAUAAAACAGUUGGCGCUUAUUUACCAUUGGCUACUGAAGAGGUUGUCCGCGUUGUUCAGCCAAUUGUAUUAACAGAUAAAAAAGCCGUACAUCUUCGUGCGCUACGUACAUUUAAAGAUAAUUUUGGUAAUAAACGUCUACAUGGUGAAGAAUGGCUGGUAUAUGCUCAUGAUACUGAGACGUACAUACCAGAUGUUUAUGAAGAAGUUGUUGGAGAUGUUAUGGUAACCGCAUUGAAUUCACGACAAUAUUGUGUUAUUUUGGAUGCAGUAGGUAAAAAUGGAAAACCACAAUUGGGUAAAAAACAACUUGUUAAAGGUGAAAAAACAUUUUUCUUACAACCGGGUGAAAGAUUAGCAAAAGGUAUUCAAGAUGUUUAUGUAUUAGAAGAAGAUGAAGGACUUAUUUUGAAAUGUACCGAAGCAUUCAAAGAAGAUGGAAAAGUUCUUCGAUCGCCCGGUGAUCGCUGGAUGAUUCGAGGUCCAAUAGAUUACAUACCAGCUGUCGAAUCGGAAGUUGUUUUACGUCGUAAAGCUAUUCCAUUGGACAUGAACGAAGGCAUCUAUGUACGUGAUGUAAAAACUGGUAAAAUUCGAUCAGUAAUUGGAAACACAUAUUUGUUGACGGAAAAUGAAGAAUUAUGGGAAAAAGACUUACCAGAACAAGUUGAACAAUUGUUAAAUUUGGAUUCGAGAUAUUUCGAAGACACGCAACCACAACAAGUCAAUAUACCACCACGAGACAAAUCAAAAGUAGUCGCUUAUAGAGUACCACAUAAUGCAGCCGUACAAAUUUACGAUUAUAAAGCAAAAAAAGCACGUAUUGUAUUCGGACCAGAACUAGUUAUGCUCGGACCAGAUGAACAAUUUACAGUGUUUAAUAUAUCUGGUGGAAAACCUAAAGUUCCUAAUAAAAUUCGUGCAAUAUGCUUACUACUAGGACCAGAAUUUUCAUCUGAUAUCGUUACCAUUGAAUCAGCUGAUCAUGCACGUCUAAACUUAAAACUAUCUUACAAUUGGCACUUUGAUAUUAGAAAUAAAGAUGCUAAAGAAGUUCUCAGUAUAUUUUCCGUACCAGAUUUUAUUGUUGCAGCCAAAAUUCGUGGUGCUGUAGCAGGUGUCAAUUUCGAUGAUUUUCAUAAAAAUUCAGCACGAAUAAUUCGUGCUAGUGUGUUUGGUUUAGAAAAAGGCACAACAAAAAUUAAUAAUCGUUUUGUAUUUCCACAAAAUAAUCUCGUACUAACAUCCAUUGAUAUCCAGUCUGUUGAACCAGUUGAUCAACGCACUCGAGAUGCGUUACAAAAGAGUGUACAAUUAGCUAUUGAAAUUACCACAAACUCUCAAGAAGCACAUGCCAAACAUAUUGCUGAAAAAGCUGAACAAGAAGCUCGUGGUCAUUUGGAACGGCAAAAAAUUCAUGAUGAAGCCGAAGAACGACGUAAUCUGUUGUUAUUAACUGCUCUAUCUGCCGCCGUUGAGGCAACUGGACAGGCGAAAGCAGAAGCUCAAAGUCGUGCAGAAUCAGCGAAAAUUGAAGGUGAAGCAGCAGUUUAUUGUGCUCGUCUUCGUGCUGAAGCAUCUCGAAUUGAAGCUGAAGUUGAUUUAUAUCGUUUAACACAAGCACGCGAGUUAGAAUUAGCCUAUUCAAAAGUCACAUCGGAAUUAGAAGUUGAUCGAACACAACGUUUAGUAGAAAUUGAGGUCGACGAAUUUAAAAAACACGUUGCAGCUAUUGGACCAAAAACCAUUCAAGCUAUUGCCACAUCUGGUCCCGAUAUGCAAGUAAAAUUAUUACAAUCAUUAGGAAUCAAAUCAACGUUAAUUACAGAUGGUCGUUCGCCUAUAAAUUUGUUUAAUACGGCCAAGAAUCUUGUUGGGGAUGGUCAACAGGGAACAUCCGUAAUACCAUCAUCCUUACUAUCCACAAUUUAA
Didymodactylos carnosus is the source of this 2586-nucleotide messenger RNA. Lineage: Eukaryota; Metazoa; Rotifera; Eurotatoria; Philodinida; Philodinidae. The record is from the annotation of a GenBank genome assembly.